AUGGAAGUUAAGCUGGCAAGGAUGUCUCUUCUUAUGACAGAUGGAUCCCCCAAAAGGCCCUAUGGCGUGGUGGAAGAUGUACUGGUGCAAAUCAACAACCUGAGAUUCCUGGCGGAUUUUGUGGUGCUAGAGAUGGAGGAAAAUGAGGAGAUCCCUAUUAUUCUUGGACGGUCGUUCAUGAAGACGGCCAAAGUAAUCAUCAAUGUUGAUGAAGGUACCAUAGCUCUCAACGACCAAGAAGAGGAGGUGAUUUUCAAUGCCUUAAAUACUGGGCAGCAAAUUCAAGGGAAGAAAACUAGUCCCAAAGCUGUAAUUAAAGAUUCACCUGGGACUAGUACCAAGGCUGAAGGAUGA
Vigna radiata var. radiata (mung bean) is the source of this 354-nucleotide messenger RNA. RefSeq lists its product as uncharacterized. NCBI's taxonomy places the organism in Eukaryota, Viridiplantae, Streptophyta, Magnoliopsida, Fabales, Fabaceae. The record is from RefSeq and is a predicted model, not a curated record. Bases 1 to 354 code for a protein of 117 amino acids. The transcript has a single exon.